GUUUUAACGGCGGUUUUCUGCCAGACUGCGAUCGAAAGUGCGCAGAACGAUCAGGCGACAAUGGUGCAAACAAUGCUCGAUAGCAAAGAGGCGAUCUUGGACAAGUUGAAGGCAUUGUUUUAUGAGAUCGACGUGGAAGAAGAUGCUGGAAAGAAGCAUGCUGGUUCGCUGACAGUUACCAUGUUCGAAGAGAAGAUGAGGAACCCUGACGUGCAUAACUUUUUCGAAUCACUUGGACUGGAUGUUUGGGAUGCGUGGUCUUUCUUCAAACUCCUGGAUGCAGACGGAG
Symbiodinium necroappetens is the source of this 289-nucleotide messenger RNA. NCBI's taxonomy places the organism in Eukaryota, Dinophyceae, Suessiales, Symbiodiniaceae. The record is from the annotation of a GenBank genome assembly.